AUGGCCGAGCAGCCAGCCCCAGAGCUGGCCCCGUCCACCCAGGUGAUGGCCGUGGAUGGCACCGAAGCCCCUCUGCCCCGGACCGCCCGCCGAGGUUCCAAUCCCACAGCCCCAGCACGGAGCACGGAGGAGGGCAAAGCACCACAGCUGCUCUCCCGCCGCAGCUCCAUCCUCAGCACCCUCCCGGCACCCCUGGCCAGCCGCCGCAGCUCGCUGGGGGCAGCCCCGGGGGGCAAGCGCCCCUCCAUCGGCCCCUGGAUGCUCCACAGCCGCGUGAGCUUCUCGGGGCUCCCCCUUUUCCAGCGCAUCCCCGAGAUCCGCCUGGAAAACACCUACAGGAUGCGGCCGGACAAAGGCUGUGGGUUCAACGCGGGGCGGGUGCAGCGGGUGCUGGAGAAGGUCCUGGCCGGGGUCCUAGGGGGCACAUCCUACAGCCCCCAGGGCAGCGCCCCGCUGGUGCACAGCCUGGCUGAGCUGCUGCGGUGCCGGGCAAAGGAGGUGGUGCCUCCCCGCUACAAGCUGGUGUGCCAUGUGCUGCUGGGCCAGCAUGGCCAGCAGAGCCUGCUGGUGGCCAGCCGGGCGCUCUGGGACCCCGAGAGCGACAGCUUCGCCUCGGCCACCUUCUCCAACACCUCCCUUUUCGCCGUGGCCACGGUGCACGGGCUCUAUUUUGAGUAG
This is a messenger RNA of Cygnus atratus (black swan), 678 nucleotides long. It is a transcript of the gene DYNLT4, whose product is annotated as dynein light chain Tctex-type 4. The transcript has a single exon. Gene Ontology annotation, cellular component: cytoplasm; cytoplasmic dynein complex. The coding region runs from base 1 to 678 and encodes 225 amino acids. Gene Ontology annotation, molecular function: dynein intermediate chain binding. Gene Ontology annotation, biological process: microtubule-based movement. Lineage: Eukaryota; Metazoa; Chordata; Aves; Anseriformes; Anatidae. The record is from RefSeq and is a predicted model, not a curated record.